Messenger RNA from Caenorhabditis auriculariae, 1459 nucleotides. The record is from the annotation of a GenBank genome assembly. Lineage: Eukaryota; Metazoa; Nematoda; Chromadorea; Rhabditida; Rhabditidae.
AUGGGUCCGACGAAGUACCUCCGACGAGGAUUAGCCCAGAUGACGUGCGUCGUUCUUUUGGCGUGCUCGGCGGCGGCGGAUUACUGCGGAGCGAAUAAGGUGCCCUACGGACUCGAGGUGCACAGAGACGGGAGACUGAAUCUUCUCUGCUCGAGGCCCAACUGCCACGAGAAGAAGUACGCGGUGCGUUGUCCCUCCGCGAUGCAGGAAAACUCAUUUUUGUUCAAUUAGAGACAAAAACUGUAUGCUGACUGUAAAAUCGGUUGAAAUGUUUCCUUGGACAGCAGACAGUCAGAAAUUGAAAAAGCUUUAUUUGGAAAAAAAAAUUGAGGGUCGCGUUGUCCCUUUUUGCUCUGAAAAAUCGAGAUGUAGUCUGGUCAGUUCGUAAAUGCAUACUGAGACGCUUGAAUUAACAGCAUAAAUUUCUUGGCGGAUAAAAAGCAAUUCUUCUGGGAACCGCUCCUUCUCAUCAAGUUUAUGAAGUUAGUUAAUUAAUUUCCAAGUAUUCCAGAAAAAUUUUUCAACCGAUUAUAAUGCAAAAAUACUUGCAAAACGUAUUCAAGACUUUUUAAAAGAUAUAAUUUUUGUAGGAGUGUCCGGAAAGAGAGACGACGUCGCGAUGUCUGAGCAACUCUUCUUGGGUCGGCGGCCUCACUCAACAUACCGAUGGAGGGUCCGUUUCUGUUAUUUUCCUUUCCUGAAUGUUUUUAUUCUCUCAUUCAGAAUUCUUCUUCGAUGCUGUGAGUACGAUCUUCUGCCUAAAUAUGGGAAAUUACAAUACUCUGAGGUUUGAAGUUUUUGCUAAUCGAUCUUGUUGAAAUCCUCGAUCAAAAAUCAUUUUUCAGGUUUUUUUUUCAUGAUGCAAAAAAAUACUUUAUUUAAAGCAUUUUGCUGACAUUGGGAACUCAGUUGAGUAAUUUAGUUUUUUUUUUGAUGGCUGGAGGAAACUUUUGAUGAAGCUUUACAGGAAAAACAAAGUUUGUGAAAGAAAAAACACCACGAAUUGUUUUUUUCCCAUUGAUGAAAUAAAACUUGUGAAAUUUUAGCUGAAAAUCCGGAAGGGAGAGUUCUUCGAGGGCGAAGAGAAACUCGCAAAAAACAACGAAGACGUUAUCGCCUUCGACAUCAUCACUGACAUAGAACAGAAGAGAGAUCUGAAAGGGUUCGUAGAUGAAUGAAUGAAGGGAAAAUUAUCUGGAAAAGAACCCUGCAGGGUCUACUAUUCGUUGACGGUGACGCGUUAUGAGUGCGGCAAGAUCCCCGAUUCGCCGCCUCUUUGGUACAAGACGAGGCAGUGGCCUUACUGGCGAUGACACAAGAUUUGCCGUGAGUUCAUUUUUCAGAGCUCCUGACUGAUUCUCAUGGGUUCAGAUGCCAUAGUACGGGUUCUUCAGUGAUUAUUUUCGGGUUCCGACUUCUCCACAUCUCUCUACCUUUUUUCUGCUGGGCUCUCUUGUGA